Messenger RNA from Xylaria bambusicola, 648 nucleotides. RefSeq names its product Got1/Sft2-like family-domain-containing protein. The transcript is spliced from 4 exons. The record is from RefSeq and is a predicted model, not a curated record. Gene Ontology annotation, biological process: vesicle-mediated transport. Lineage: Eukaryota; Fungi; Ascomycota; Sordariomycetes; Xylariales; Xylariaceae. Gene Ontology annotation, cellular component: membrane. The coding region runs from base 1 to 648 and encodes 215 amino acids.
AUGGCUUCUGCCUCUUUCCGGGAGUCGAUGAACUCUCUGGGAUGGUCGCGCCGAGAGCCCGAUUACUCCGUCAAUACCUCCUCCCAGACCGGCCUGCUGUCGUCCAUCAAAUCGCUGAAUCCCUUUGGAGACCGCGGCUAUGUACAAUUACCCACGACCGAGGGUGCCGGUGCGCCCCUGCCGGCAAGCAACCGUCGCGAAGAAGAAGAAGGCUGGUUUGUCCUGAGUCGUUGGGACCGGCUACUUAUUUUCGGCGCUUGUAAUCUGGGCGCCCUCGCCUGCUUCGUGCUCUGCUUCGCCCUUUGGCCCAUCCUUAUGGCCAAGCCGCGCAAAUUCGUAAUCCUUUGGACUUUCGGCUCGCUCCUUUUCAUAUCCUCAUUCGGAGCUGUAAUGGGACCUAGACCAUAUCUACAACAUCUAACAUCAGGCCCUCGUCUUCCCUUUACUGCUGCCUACUUUGGAUCUAUUGCACUUACUAUAUAUUUCUCGGUUGGCCUUCAAAACACGAUCUUAACCCUAAUAUCCGCACUCGUACAGAUUGCAUGCCUUUUAUGGUAUCUUAUCAGUUACUUCCCUAUGGGCUCUAGUGGUCUUCGGCUGGCUACCACGUUCGGUGCUAGAAGAGCCGCAGCGUGGAUGACUGGUUAG